Messenger RNA from Trifolium pratense (red clover), 1582 nucleotides. RefSeq lists its product as uncharacterized. The record is from RefSeq and is a predicted model, not a curated record. The transcript is spliced from 2 exons. The coding region runs from base 153 to 1307 and encodes 384 amino acids. Lineage: Eukaryota; Viridiplantae; Streptophyta; Magnoliopsida; Fabales; Fabaceae.
AUUAAUUAAUUGUAAAUAAAACAAAAUAAGAGCUUAUACAACUCAAAUGAGAUUGCACCUAGCUACCUAGCUAGAGAAACAACAUUAACAUUUCCACUACUAUAAAAACAAAAAUAACUGAAAAGGGGAAAACCGUGUUUGACAAGUAAAAUAUGGGGAAGCAAAAGAACGCGGAAAAUACGUACGGCGGCGCCACCACUGCGCUUCCAAUUCCGCCGCUCCUCCGAACCCUAAUUUCAUCCCUUUUCAACACCUCCGACAAAAACUCAUUCCUUUCAUUCUCUCUCAACUACAAACUAUUCCAAACUCUCCGUUUCAUAAUCCUCAGUUCUUACCUUUUUCUCCUUCGUUUCAUUCCUUCUUUUUUCUUCAGUGAAAAAUACGAAGAAUCCGUCAAAUUCAACCUCAAAACGCAUAAUAAAUUCACACACGAUACACGAAACGACACCGCAAUUGGACGCGCACUUUCUCAGCUUCUUUCCGCGUUAAACGAUAUUCCAGUUAGUUCAAGAAAGUAUGAAGUUGUUCGAUCGUUAACGGAGAAGAUUAUCGAUGAUAAUCAUCUCGACGGUGUUCAUUCGUUGCGUGAGGUUAAUCGUGUUGCGCUCUCAUCGGCGUUUGGGAGAGCGUUGAAACUGUUGGAAGGGAAGGUGGCGGAAAGAGAAGGGGAAGUUGAAGGUGAAGGAGAUGGUGGGGGGGAGUAUUAUAGGAUGAUGAGGCGGAGGAUAUGGAAGGUGGUUAGGGCGGUGGGAUGGAGGGUUAGAGGAGGAGAGGGAGGUUUGGGUGGUAUUCCGGCGGAGAAAUUGGCGGCGGAAUUGGUUUGGAUGGUUAAGAAGAUGGUGGAGUGUGGUUGCGCCGAUGAAGCUAUUCGUCGAUGGGCGGCAGCGUCCAAUUUGGGCUUCCUGGCUCUUUCUGCUGACCCUCGUUUGCAGUCUUCCUUAGUCAAACUUGCAGCAUUCCUGUUCAAAGAAGCCAAAGACUUGGGCAUAGAUGAAAUUGAGGAAAGCAAGAUAAAGCAAUGCAUGCAGGUAAAGUUAAAGAUGUUACAGACAUGGCUGCCAUUGUUGUGCAGGGCCAGUAAUGGCACAGAUGCCCCAUCAUUGAGUAUUAAUGAGAGGGCUGGGUUAGAGAGGGUGUUAGAAGACAUUAUAGAGGAAUUGGAACAAGAGAAGCAGGAACAAGUUCUUUCUCUUUGGCUCCACCAUUUUACACAUUGCUCAUCCUCUGACUGGCCAAACCUCCAUUCAUGUUAUGCUCGCUGGUGCUGUAAAUCUCGCAAGCAGUUGCUACUUUUGAAUGAAAAUUGAUAUUUAUACACUUGGCUAUAUAUUCAUGUAGAAGCAAAAUUACAAUUAUCCAACCACAGCUCUAAUAGUUUUCAAAAAUGUAAAAAAUGUUAAACCGAGAGACAAGUAUUAUUAAACCGUUAUACCAUUGAUAAAUUUGGCAAGUGUAGUUUAUGGAGCUUGAAUCUUGAUCCACCAUGUUGUUUGUAAUGCACGUUUAUUAUUGUUGAUGUGCUCUCCCUAUCUAUAAGGGGUACAAUUUCUCUUUUACUUGAAUCAGAUAACAAUUCUAAGGA